CAGCCCUCAGCUCAUCAGUCCACCUGUAUUGUAUGUACCUCUAAACCACCACCAAAUUCAUAAUCGUCCUCCCCCAGGCCCCAGCCCCAAGGAGAGAAGAAACUCUCGCUCCGUCGCCGGCUUCAUUUUAUAUUGAGCGACUAGUAUUGAUAGUUACAAUUCGCAAUCCGCAUUUUGCUCUCGUCUUUGACCCCCCAAGUCUCUAUUUAUUGACUCGAAACUUUAGAUCCUGAUCAAAUAUAUAUAUUAAAAAAAAAGAGCUAAAGGAAAGCGAAAAUGGCAGAGAAGUCAUUCAAGUACGUGAUCCUAGGAGGCGGCGUUUCUGCUGGGUAUGCUGCCAGGGAAUUCGCAAAACAGGGAGUUAAACCUGGUGAACUGGCAAUCAUUUCAAAAGAGGCGGUGGCUCCCUAUGAGCGCCCUGCACUAAGCAAAGCAUACCUUUUUCCUGAGGGAACUGCUAGACUCCCAGGUUUUCAUGUUUGUGUUGGCAGUGGAGGGGAGAGACUGCUGCCUGAGUGGUACCCGGAGAAAGGGAUAUCAUUGAUCCUGAGCACAGAAAUAGUAAAAGCGGACCUUCCUUCAAAGACACUCAUUAGUGCAGCUGGGGAAACAUUUAAGUAUGAAACGCUUAUCAUUGCAACUGGUUCAACAGUGAUAAAGUUGUCCGACUUUGGUGUCCAAGGGGCUGAUGCCAAAAAUAUUUUAUACUUGAGAGAAAUUGAUGAUGCUGAUAAGCUUGUAGAAGCAAUAAAGGAAAAGAAAAAUGGCAAGGCUGUGAUUGUCGGAGGAGGAUACAUUGGUCUUGAGCUUAGUGCAGCACUGAGAAUCAACAACAUUGAUGUCAGUAUGGUUUACCCAGAGCCCUGGUGCAUGCCCAGGCUUUUUACAUCCGAUAUAGCUGCCUUCUAUGAGGGUUAUUAUGCGAAGAAGGGAGUCAAAAUCAUCAAGGGUACUGUAGCUGUUGGAUUUGAUGCACAUGAAAAUGGGGAGGUUAAAGCAGUGAAGCUGAAGGAUGGUAGGGUUCUGGAAGCUGACAUAGUUGUUGUUGGUGUGGGAGGAAGACCACUGAUAACUCUGUUUAAAGGACAAGUUGAAGAGGAGAAAGGUGGAAUUAAGGCUGAUGGAUUCUUCAAAACAAGCGUACCUGAUGUAUAUGCUGUGGGUGAUGUUGCUACUUUCCCUCUGAAACUUUACAAUGAGAUCAGGAGAGUUGAGCAUGUUGAUCAUGCUCGCAAAUCUGCUGAACAGGCUGUGAAGGCAAUUUUUGCAAGAGAACAAGGGAAGUCUAUUGAUGAGUACGACUAUCUCCCAUACUUCUAUUCUCGUGCCUUUGAUUUGUCAUGGCAAUUCUAUGGUGACAAUGUUGGAGACACAGUGCUGUUCGGAGACAGCAGUCCAGAUUCUUCUACUCACAAAUUUGGAUCAUAUUGGAUCAAAGAUGGGAAGGUCGUUGGUGCAUUCCUGGAGAGUGGCACCCCUGAAGAAAACAAGGCAAUUGCCAAAGUUGCAAGGGUGCAGCCCCCAGUCGACAACUUGGAUGAGUUGGCAAAGGAGGGUCUCACUUUUGCAAGUAAGAUUUGAAGGUCUUAUUACGUAUGAUCGGGGGCUUCUACAGGGUAAUUCUAUACAUGGUCUCCGUAGUUUUUCUUAUGAGCUGACGACGUCCCCUGCAGUCGAUGGUCGGCUUUUGCCCAGUGUAAAGUUGGAUAUUACGGAUCCAAUUGUGCUUACAACUUGUUUCCCUUUCUCUGGAAGGAUUUAUAUGUAAACUACGAGCUUUUAAAGUCAUUGACCAGGUCUCUUUGUUUGUGUGAUGUAUUUUCUGUUACUGAAUAUUCUCCGGUGAAUGAAAUAACGAGCUGAGAAUUUAGGGCACGACCUCUUUA
Coffea eugenioides is the source of this 1886-nucleotide messenger RNA. Its product is annotated as monodehydroascorbate reductase. Gene Ontology annotation, cellular component: cytoplasm. NCBI's taxonomy places the organism in Eukaryota, Viridiplantae, Streptophyta, Magnoliopsida, Gentianales, Rubiaceae. The coding region runs from base 277 to 1581 and encodes 434 amino acids. The record is from RefSeq and is a predicted model, not a curated record. Gene Ontology annotation, molecular function: flavin adenine dinucleotide binding; oxidoreductase activity, acting on NAD(P)H. The transcript is spliced from 10 exons.